Molecule: messenger RNA, 3654 nt
Organism: Scomber scombrus (Atlantic mackerel)
Lineage: Eukaryota; Metazoa; Chordata; Actinopteri; Scombriformes; Scombridae
Gene: bmpr1ba
Product: bone morphogenetic protein receptor, type IBa
Exons: 11
Coding region: 26-1657 (543 amino acids)
Biological process (GO): BMP signaling pathway; dorsal/ventral pattern formation; cellular response to growth factor stimulus
Cellular component (GO): signaling receptor complex; plasma membrane
Molecular function (GO): ATP binding; SMAD binding; transforming growth factor beta receptor activity, type I
Source: RefSeq, a predicted model, not a curated record
GAGGAGCUGAGCGGCAGACUCUACCAUGCCAGUGCAGGGAGAAAGGCUGACGCGCUGUCUCUCUCUCUGUUUCUGGAGCCAGAGUCCUCUGCUGUUGCUUGGACUGUUCUCUCUGCAAUCACAAGCAUACGGCAAUAUAUUGGACAGUAUGCUGCUAAGAGCAUCUAGUAAGGAGGCAGUGGAGAGUGGGAAGGAGACAAGAGGCAGUGCAUCUCCUGCUUCAUCCUCGCAAAGACUACUGUGGUGUCACUGCUAUCACCACUGCCCAGAUGAUUCAACCAAUAAUACAUGCAGGACGGAUGGCUACUGUUUUACCAUGGUGGAGGAAGAGGGAGGGGUACCAGUCCAGACUGCAGGUUGCCUGGGGCAGGUUGGAUCAGAAUUUCAGUGCAGGGACACAUGGAGCUCACGUCAAAGGAGAUCACUAGAAUGCUGUACAGACCAAGAUUACUGUAACAAAAACCUGCAUCCUACAUUGCCACCACUCAAGCCACCUCUCUAUGUAGAUGGAAAGAUCCACCACAUGGCCUUGUUGAUCUCAGUCACAGUGUGCAGCAUUAUACUGACUGUUAUUAUUGUCCUCUGCUACUUCAGAUACAAGCGCCAAGUGUCUCGUCCUCGAUACAGUAUUGGCCUGGAGCAGGAUGAGACUUACAUUCCCCCUGGAGAAUCUCUGAAGGACUUGAUAGAGCAGUCGCAAAGCUCUGGCUCAGGCUCAGGGCUCCCUCUAUUGGUGCAAAGAACGAUAGCCAAGCAGAUUCAGAUGGUGAAGCAGAUAGGCAAGGGGAGGUAUGGAGAGGUGUGGAUGGGCAGAUGGAGGGGAGAAAAGGUGGCUGUGAAAGUUUUCUUCACCACUGAGGAGGCCAGUUGGUUCAGAGAGACUGAGAUCUACCAGACCGUCCUGAUGAGACAUGAGAACAUACUGGGUUUUAUAGCUGCAGAUAUUAAAGGAACUGGCUCUUGGACCCAACUCUACCUAAUCACUGACUACCAUGAAAAUGGCUCUCUGUAUGACUACCUCAAAUCAACCACUCUAGACAAUAAAGCCAUGCUGCGACUGGCUUACUCAUCUGUAUCAGGCCUUUGUCACCUCCACACCGAGAUCUUUGGCACACAGGGCAAACCUGCUAUUGCUCACAGGGAUCUGAAGAGUAAAAACAUACUGGUGAAACGAAAUGGGACCUGCUGUAUAGCUGACCUAGGGCUGGCGGUCAAGUUCAUCAGUGACACCAAUGAGGUAGACAUCCCUCCCAAUACCAGAGUGGGUACAAAGCGCUACAUGCCUCCAGAGGUUCUGGAUGAGACACUGAACAGAAGUCAUUUUCAGUCAUACAUAAUGGCAGACAUGUACAGUUUUGGCCUCAUCCUCUGGGAGAUUGCUCGGCGUUGUGUGUCAGGAGGUAUCCUUGAAGAGUACCAGUUGCCAUACCAUGACUUGGUCCCUACAGACCCUUCAUAUGAAGACAUGAGAGAGGUGGUCUGCAUCAAGAGACUACGGCCAUCCUUCCCCAAUCGAUGGACCAGCGAUGAGUGUUUGAGACAGAUGGGAAAGCUGAUGACAGAGUGUUGGGCUCACAACCCGGCCUCCCGCCUCACAGCUCUGCGGGUCAAAAAGACACUUGCCAAGAUGUCAGAAUCACAGGAUAUCAAGCUGUGAACAGGCACUGCCAGGUGUGUGUUACACACAUAGAAAGGGCACUAACAAUCAAGCUUGCUCUGGUCCAGGCUGACCAAUACCUUUUUUCCUGGGGAAAGGAGGUGGGACAGGAAGCAAGAAGAUCAAGUGGGCGUUGCAGGAUCACAAAGUCCAGAAUCCCACAACUCCCCAUUGGAAAAUUUAUGACAGGACUAAGGUGUUUGACUAAAUUGAUAAUAAUUAAAAGAACAAUCAGGCCGUGUGAGGCCCUGUUCUGUAUAUCAGAGAAGAUGAGACAAUUUAAUUUCAAGCUAGUGAGAGGACUCUAAAAACAGAUAUAGGCUCCUGUCCACAUGCUCCAAGGGCCAUGGAGAAAGAGAUUGAGUUUGACUUGGCACGGUAGCUGCAGAGUCACACAAACAAGCUACUGAUCAGUGAGUGGAAAACUAUAUCGCUGCUUUCUGUGAAAGCUAACCUACCUGUAGAUAUAGAUCUGAUUGAUAGUAUAGAAAGGAUGUGCUUAAAGGCAAUCUGUAAUUGCACUUUGACACCUCCUUUCAAAAACACUGUCACCCCACCACUAUCUUUGUUUUAAUUGGACUGAACACAUUGUUGUCACUCAUAAAUUGAUUGCUUUUGGUUACAAAGACUGACACUAUGUGACAGGAAAAAAAGUGUAUUUUGAUGCUUUAAAAGUUCUGUUUAUGCUGGUAAAGUUUUUAGACACUGAAGAGAAGAUAUACCUGUAUUUUUGAGUUGUGAUUGGUAAUGAAAAUUGUAAAAUCAUAUUUUCCAUGUAAAACUCAAACUCUUUAAGACUAUAUGUGAAAAAUAAAGUUUAUGUCCAAAUCAUUUUGGAUUGAGGCUCAAAAGGCCUCUUUGUUUCCUUGCGUCCCAUUAGAACUUGUAUUAAAGAUCAAACCGUUACAAUAAGGGAGUGCUCUAAGCACAACGGUGCCAUCCGUAGGCUUUCCACAGCAAUUACAGGAAGGGAACUCUGCCAAGGCAAUCAGAAACUGUUGUACACUAACCGUAGUGUUGACGUCUUUCUUGAUGAUGUAGUGAUCUAUUAUAACUGUGUGGAGUUGUGCCUGUGUUAGUUUAGGAGUACCAAAAGUCAUUUGUCAUGGGGGACUUCUAUCAAAAAAACAAAAUACCCUCAGUACUUUUGUGUCAUCAGUCACUGUGUAUGUGUGUUUUAUGCAGCUGUUGGUAGUUGCUGCACCCAAACUGGACCAGAAGGCUUCACUUUGAAACUGUCAAACAAUAUUUUGAAAAACUGACUGCACCUGGCAAACACCCCCAGCUAUCCCCAAUUGAUCACACCACCAGAAUACUGUGGACAUCACAUAAGGUUGCCUCACCUAAACUACUUACAGAAUUGAUUCACCAUAAUAAACAGUUUGCAGCUGUCAUAAAGAAAUCAUCUGGCUUCUGUCAGGGAACUUUUCCCAGUAAUUUAAACUAUCACAUAGUGGAAGUCAAGCAUUAAGAAGCUUAAACAGCCUUACUGCCUCAGCAUGAUGUGGCUCUCCAGGUAAAUCUGGACACCUAAAAUCACCACAGUCAGCAGGCCAUUAGUUCUUCCACUGGUCUGCCAUCACAGCAGUGCCAGUUGAGAUUUCCCUCAAUUAGAACUAAUCAAUUAAUUUCCAGCUUGUGUAAUCCACUUGUAACACUCUUGAUAAACGUUCCUAUAAAGGUCAGUGAGUUUCUUUUUUGGUCUGUGCCAACUGAAAUAAAGGGUUGCACUGUCAGCAUCGGAGGUUUGGGUGUGUCAGAUUUGUUGUGUUAUAAAUGCCCUUUCUUUCCUAUUGGUUGAUGUGCAUUAUUUAAUCUGUACCUACUGUAGUUGUCUGUGAGAGAAAGCAGUGUUUUUAUUCAUUCAGUAAAAGGUUGAAAGUUCCCCCAAUAAAGUGUUUCACUCAUCCAUAUGGCUGAUGCACAGUUUGUGGUGGCUGAACAAGGUGCAUACUAAUGAGUCACUUGGCAGUGCCUCUUACUGUUAAGGCAUGUUC